Messenger RNA from Olea europaea var. sylvestris, 759 nucleotides. RefSeq names its product type I inositol polyphosphate 5-phosphatase 5-like. The record is from RefSeq and is a predicted model, not a curated record. The transcript has 4 exons. Gene Ontology annotation, molecular function: phosphatidylinositol-4,5-bisphosphate 5-phosphatase activity; phosphatidylinositol-3,4,5-trisphosphate 5-phosphatase activity; inositol-polyphosphate 5-phosphatase activity. Gene Ontology annotation, biological process: phosphatidylinositol dephosphorylation. NCBI's taxonomy places the organism in Eukaryota, Viridiplantae, Streptophyta, Magnoliopsida, Lamiales, Oleaceae. The annotation marks the transcript as partial.
CUAACUUUGCAGGGUUGUAUAUCCAUAAGCAUGACUUUGCACCAAACAAGCUUUUGCUUCGUGUGUAGUCACUUGGCUUCUGGGGAGAAGGAAGGAGAUGAGCUGAGAAGAAACACAGAUGUAGCGGAAAUUCUCAAGGGCACACAAUUCGCCAGAAUUUGCAAGAGUCCAAGUCGUGGAAUGCCUGAAAGAAUUAUUAAUCAUGACCGCACGAUUUGGCUAGGGGACUUGAAUUAUAGAGUGGCUUUGAGCUAUGAAGAGACGAGAUUUCUAUUAGAGGAUAAUGAUUGGGACUCUCUUCUAGAGAAAGAUCAGCUAAAUAUGGAGAGAGAAUCGGGAAGAGUGUUCAGUGGGUGGAAUGAGGGCAGGAUAUUUUUCGCACCAACUUACAAAUAUUCAGAUAAUUCAGACUCCUACACUGGAGAGACUGUUAAAUCCAAGAAGAAACGAAGAACCCCUGCAUGGUGUGACAGAAUAUUAUGGCGAGGCAAUGGUAUUGAACAGUUAUCGUACAUUCGCGGGGAAUCGAGGUUUUCUGAUCAUAGACCAGUAUGUGCAGUCUUCGCUGUGAAGGUGGAGAUGAAAAACAAAAAUGCUUCAAAAUUUAGGAAUGGUUUUACAUGCACAGGCACAAGAAUGGAAUAUGAAGUGUGUUUUCCUCAAAUGCAUUGUUAUUAUGAGUUAUAGUUAUAUGUACCCUUUGAAAAGCAUUGUAUGUAUGUUCUGUGUUUAGGAUACAAUACUUUUCUCUUCAUCUUC